Molecule: messenger RNA, 552 nt
Organism: Caenorhabditis remanei
Lineage: Eukaryota; Metazoa; Nematoda; Chromadorea; Rhabditida; Rhabditidae
Exons: 5
Coding region: 1-552 (183 amino acids)
Source: RefSeq, a predicted model, not a curated record
AUGGAAAGCGAAAUUCGAGAGUUGGACCACAAAAGAGAGCAGAAUAAGGAGGAACUGUUUGAAAAAGAAAUCGAGUCGGAAGACCAGCAGAAUAAACUCACACACUACAAGGAGCUCUACGACGGAUUCUUUUAUUUGGUGACAAUGCUCCGCGAAAAACAAAAAAAACUUCUUCGUUCUAAAGGAAUUCUCCGAAAACUAGUGCAAGAAUGUGAAAAGGAGGAAUCGAAGAAAGAUGAAGCUGAUGACUUAAAUGAAUAUCUGUUCAACCUGGAAGAAGGAGAGGCCACGCCGCAGGUGGCGAAGAAGCCGUGCAACUCGACAAAUUUUUACCAAAACCAAAGGCCGGCAAGGAGAGGGAACCCAAACUGGACGACCAAGUCGACGAGCUCCAAGAAGAAGUGGGAAGAAGCAUGGAAGGAGGCCCGACGGCAACAAGACCUCCAAAUCAUCCUCAAACUCAUCCAGCGGUCUUCCAUCAGCGAAUAUGAGGCGGACAAGCAAACUUCGGACCAAGUCAUGAAGAAAAAAGACGAAUACAUCAAGAGAUGA